Molecule: messenger RNA, 4151 nt
Organism: Serinus canaria (Common canary)
Lineage: Eukaryota; Metazoa; Chordata; Aves; Passeriformes; Fringillidae
Gene: CUEDC1
Product: CUE domain containing 1
Exons: 10
Coding region: 86-1195 (369 amino acids)
Molecular function (GO): ubiquitin binding
Source: RefSeq, a predicted model, not a curated record
CGGCUGGCAGCGGGGGCAGCCCCCCGUGAGGAGGGGCACGGGCACAGCCGGGACCGUGGGCACCGAGCCCCGCAGCCGCCCCGCCAUGACGAGCCUCUUCCGCCGGAGCAGCAGCAACGGCGGCUCCCGUGGCGGCUCCUCCGCCCAGGAGCUCAACAACAGCCGCCCCGCCAGGCAGGUGAGGCGCCUGGAGUUCAACCAGGCCAUGGAGGACUUCAAGACCAUGUUCCCCAACAUGGACUACGACAUCAUCGAGUGCGUCUUGAGAGCCAACAACGGCGCCGUGGACGCCACCAUCGACCAGCUCCUGCAGAUGAACCUGGACGGCAGCGGCUGCGACGACAGCUCGGACUCGGAGGACAGCAUCCCCCCCGAGAUCUUGGAGCGGACCCUGGAGCCGGACAGCUCGGACGAGGAGCCCCCUCCUGUGUACUCCCCUCCUGCCUACGAGAGCCAGGCCUUGGGCAGCCGCUACCCCCGCGCCCCACCCACGCCCCCGCCCAGGACGGACGUGCCCAGCAGCACCGUGCACUACAGGAACUGGAACCCGCCGCUGCUGGGCAACCUCCCCGAGGACUUCCUGCGCAUCCUGCCCCAGCAGGCUGCCCCAGCUGGCACACAGGGCUCCCCCCGCUGCCGGCAGCCCGUGCCCCGGGGGCUGGGGCCGCGGGGCUCCCUGGAGCAGGAGCGGCGCUGGAAGCAGUACCUGGAGGACGAGCGAAUCGCGCUCUUCCUGCAGAACGAAGAGUUCAUGAAGGAGCUCCAGAGGAACCGGGAUUUCCUUCUCGCCCUGGAGAGAGAUCGAUUGAAAUAUGAGUCAAAAAAAUCCAAGUCGACUGGUGUUGCUGUCAGCAACGACUUUGGUUUCUCCUCCGUAUUAUCAGGUGAGGGAGCUCCCUCUGGAGCCAGCGAGGCCGGCGGGGCCGUGUCCGACGAUGCCUUAUUCCGAGACAAGCUCAAGCACAUGGGGAAAUCCACGCGCAAGAAGCUGUUUGAACUCGCCAGAGCCUUCUCUGAGAAGACGAAGAUGAGGAAAUCAAAAAGAAAACACUUGUUGAAGCACCAGGUGAUGGGGACAGCAGCUUCCACAGCAAAUCUUCUGGAUGACGUGGAAGGACAUGCAUAUGAUGAAGAGUUCCAAGCACGGCGGCAGCAGCUCCGGGAGGAGGAGGAGACACCGAAGGAAGGGCAGUAAACGGUCCCAGCUCUGGGGUUUCUUGCUGGCACAGGACGUGCCUGAGGCUUCAUCAGGAGAUGGCUGAGAAAGGAAAAACCCACCCAACAAACCACCCAGAUUUUGGCUGUUCCCCCUCUGCUGCUGUACUCUGAAGUACAAGUAUCGAAGUGAGGCACAAUGUUUUCUUACCAGUGGUUUGUAAACAACUUUUCCUAUCGAGAAAAUCAGCCAAAAAGGAAAAAAAAAAAGGAAAAAACAAGCGGGCAGCUGGUGCGAGCGGCUGCGGAGGAGCCAGCGAGCUCAGGCUGGGGAGGGGCAGCUCCGCCCGCUCCCUCGGCCGGCGGCACGGGAGCAAUGAAAUCAGUUCUACUAACGAGGAUCCGAUCCCACGUGGGCUCUGCCUGGCCGGAGCGCUCCUGAACAUAUCUGUAGUGGUCUGAUGUAACUGCACUCUGCGCACACCGGAACAAAAACCACGUGAGAAAGGGAAGCUAACAGCCGUUGUCUAUUAUUGCUAGGAGUAAUGAGCAGAGAUUCACAUCAGGUAAUAGUCAAAUAAUAUAAAUUGUUUAUAAAGGAAAGGCCUUCUUUUCCUAGGCGUUUCACUUUGAAUUAAACCUUUGCCUUCGGCAUUGCUACAACUGCCUUGAAGUUGGGGAGCUUUGUGGGGCAGCACCAAGGGCUGGAUUUCACAGCAGUUUAACCCUCACUGAUGGAGCAGAACACGUCCCACGGGCUGUGGGGUGCUGGGGGUGCCUGGUGUGGUCCCUGGGAGCUCCAGGCAUGCCCCCGCUGUAGGUGAGAGGCAGAGCCCAAGCCAGGGGCUGGCAGGGCUGGUGGAGGUGUUUCCAGCACAGAGCUUGUACCAGGGCCUGGGGGCACUGCUGGGUUUGGUGCGGGGCAGGAGCAGAGCCCCUUCCUCGUGCCCACAGUGCCGGAAUCCUGCAGCUCUCAGAGAUGCUGUCAGGCUAAAAAUAAUUACAUAAACAAAUUCCUUCGCUGUGUAAGUAAUGAGUGACGAGCGUAGUCAGGAUUCGCUCCCGCCAGCACAUUUUCUUCUCCUUUAUCGGCACAACGCUCCCUGCCAAAUGCAGGAGGUGGCUCUAGACGUGCCUGCUUCACUCCCUGGCUCCUGCCAACCAGCACAAAUGUUGCAGGAUUGGAGCUGUGAAGGCGGCAGACGCAGGAGCCCCAGCCAUCAAACACUCACGCAACUGUUUUCCCUGCCUCUCGGCAGGGUUUGGUAACAAAAGUCCCCCUUGCAGGCGCUGGCUCCCGGCAGGCUCCUCCUCAAUCCCCGCGGAGCCCGCCUGCCUUUGAAGUGGACGCCAAGAUUUCCUCCCCCGGCAGCGCUGCAGCUGCUGCACCUGUUGAGCGCUGCUGCCGUCCCCUCCAGCCGUGCUGGGGAUCAGGGCAUCCCCUGAGCUUCACUCCCCUGGUUCCAGGGCAGGGCUGAUUCCAGGUGUCUGGAGGAUGUCUCCGUAGCACAAAACUCUCCCGCAGCACCGGCGCUCAGACACGGGCUGGGGUGCCGAGGGCCAGGGCAGGUGCCGUGGGCUGGGAGCACCCUGGGAUGCCAGCCAGCUUUGGGCUCCUAAAAUCAAAGCAGCAGAAAUCCCACCCCACCCAGCCCAUACCAGUUUUGGUGUCCUCUCCUUUGUUCUGAAGGACUGUAGAGCAGUCCUGAGUCGCGGCAGCACGGUGACAGGUUAGGGCAGCCCAGGCCACGCUGGCUGUGCCACACCGUGGGCAGCAGCCCUGCUCCUGGUGGGGUGUACAGCUGCCAGGAGUGCUGCAAGGGCACAGGAUGCCCCAUCCUGCCCUGCCCUGCCCAGGGUAGGAGGUGGGUCUGGAGGAGCACCUGCCUCAGGGUGCAAGGGGCUAAGGGGGAAUCAGGGAAUGGAAAAUCCUUUAGUCCCUGGGUGGGAUUUCCAUUCUGAGAGAACUGAGGAGAAGGAGGGGCUCCUUCCCUGCCCUCGCUGGCCCUGGGGGCCCUGGGAAGCUGCCGUUCCUCCCUCCCAGCCCAAAGCAGCUCUGCAUAUUUGGAAGAAAGUCAAACUUGGAAGCGGAUCAGGCUGUCACCACUCCACGGCGGGCGGCGGUGCCAGCGCGGUUUCCAUGAGCGCAGGAAGCUCCACGGCCAGGAGGGGAAUUCUGGAAUUCUGCUCUCCCAGGCUGGGAGCUGCUGGCCCCAGGGCUGGGCUGGGCUGGUCCUGCCAAGGCUGCAGGGAUGCUGCGCUGCCCUGGGGAGGCUGGCACAGGGCCACAGGCCAGUGCACCGCUGGGACAGAGAGGGGACACUGUCCCUCCUCCCAGGCUGCUCGUUAAGGGACACCUGGGUCACCUGUGCCAGCCAGCUGUAUGCUGGUGGAGCAGCCCUGGGCCAGCAGCUGCCUCUGCUUUCUGCCUGAGCUCGUCCCCUCUGCCCCCACUGAGAGAGGGACAGCGAGGAAAGGUGGCCAGGGCUGGCAGCUGGGGAGGGGACAGCACGGGUGGGUGCCAGUGCCCAGCCCUGCUGGCUCUGACCCUGCUCCAUGGCCACCCAGGCCUGGCACAGGGCUCUGGGCACGGCUUGGCCACCAACAAGUCAUCCUUACACAUGCCAGGCCAGGCACAGCCUCUGGGUGAUGUCACUCUGCAGCCGUGUCCGAAUAUCCUGGAGGCACAAAGCAUCAUUUCAGGGGAGGUGGAGAGGGGUUUUUGUGUGCUGUAAAACACAAAAAUCAGGUCUAUGGAGUGGAAAGGCCACAAACCCAGCUUGGGAGCCAAAAUGCAUUUCUUACAUAAAAACGUACAAUUCUCAGUGAUGUUUGUAUCAUUUCUCUACAGAAAGGUUUCGACAGAACAAAACAAACUGAUCUGUGACGUUUGUGAGUGUGGCUAUUUUAGAAUUUAUCUCCAUAAGUGAUUUUUUUCUUAAAGAUGUUUAAUAGUAAUUCCUAUAAUAAAGUCCCGUUGUACUCUUAACGCUGUA